AUGAUGAUGGGCUGGGAUAGUGUAAUGGAGAAUCAGCACGGGAAGCUCGUGAAUCAGGAGAAACUUUUGACGGAUGUUCUAGACCAGGUAAACACCCAAAAUAACGACAUAAAAAAGGACCUGGCUCAGGUACUCCACACCCAAACUGAAGUGAAGCUUACUUAUGCAGAAAAGUUAAAGCAGAAAACAUACGACCCAGUCAUUAUCGUGAAACCCAAAGACUCAUCCCAACUCUCGAAGCAAACUUUCACUACACUAAAGAAAAAUAUUAAUCCAGUUACGAGAGAAGUUACCGGAAUGAAAACCCUUCGACGUGGAGCCAUCGUCGUGGAAUGUAAAACUAAGGAGGCAGCGGCGAAACUAAAGGAAGAGGCAGAAUCGAAGCUGGGAGAUGAGUACAUUCUCUCAAUUCCGAAACGUAAAUUGCCAAAGAUUAAGAUCGUGGGACUGAAUGACAAGAUUGCAAGUGCACAAAUGAAAGAGAUGAUCUUAGCGCAGAAUCAAUUCCUUGGAGAAAAUGCCUACAUUAAUAUCGUCCACAUAGCUGAGGACAACAGAAACCCAAACAGGUAUAUUGCGUACGCGGAGGUCGAUGGCAACAGUUACCAAAAAAUUUUGAAAGAACAAAAGCUUAACAUAGGAUGGGACCGGUGCCGGAUUUAUGACGCAGUUACUACCAGGAGAUGUUACAAAUGCAAUAACUUUGGCCAUAAGGCAGCGGACUGCACCAAAGCAACGACCUGCCCCAAAUGCGCGGGGGACCACGAACUAACUAGCUGCAAAGCCACCGAUGACGAAAUGAAAUGCUGUAAUUGUGCGUAUGCAGUAGACACACUUAAAAUGAAGCUCGACGUCCAGCAUCCAGCGUGGUCCAAUGAAUGUCCAGUCUACAGAAAACGCUUAGAACAAGAAAUAAGCAGGAUUGAUUUUUUAGGACAGCCGCAACAUUAG
Messenger RNA from Photinus pyralis (common eastern firefly), 951 nucleotides. RefSeq lists its product as uncharacterized. Bases 1 to 951 code for a protein of 316 amino acids. NCBI's taxonomy places the organism in Eukaryota, Metazoa, Arthropoda, Insecta, Coleoptera, Lampyridae. Gene Ontology annotation, molecular function: zinc ion binding; nucleic acid binding. The record is from RefSeq and is a predicted model, not a curated record. The transcript has a single exon.